AUGGCAUUGACCAGGGUCCGAUUCAAAGUCCACGGGACAGUUCAAGGUGUCAGUUUUCGAGCCUUCACUCAAAAACGAGCCACAGAGUACGGCGUAACAGGCUGGGUACGGAAUACUCCUGAUGGCAGGGUAUGUUCUUUCUCCUUCCCUUUCAUGAACCCGAAGUUCGCAUCAUCAUCAUCAUCACCAUCACCAUCAUCACGGGAAAUAGCCAACAGCGCUGAAUAUAUGACACAGGUCGAAGGCGAAGUCCAAGGCGAACCCGACCUCGUCCAAAAACUGCUCAAGGACGUCGACAAGGGUCCUCGUCACGCUCACGUUGUAAAACUGGAAAAGGGUGAAGUCGAGACACUAGACGAUGAAGAAUCCUUUGAGAUCAGAAGAUAA
Talaromyces marneffei is the source of this 387-nucleotide messenger RNA. RefSeq lists its product as uncharacterized. Bases 1 to 387 code for a protein of 128 amino acids. Gene Ontology annotation, molecular function: acylphosphatase activity. NCBI's taxonomy places the organism in Eukaryota, Fungi, Ascomycota, Eurotiomycetes, Eurotiales, Trichocomaceae. The transcript is spliced from 4 exons. The record is from RefSeq and is a predicted model, not a curated record.